Rhea pennata is the source of this 2542-nucleotide messenger RNA. It is a transcript of the gene PSTPIP2, whose product is annotated as proline-serine-threonine phosphatase interacting protein 2. Bases 20 to 1024 code for a protein of 334 amino acids. Gene Ontology annotation, molecular function: actin filament binding. The record is from RefSeq and is a predicted model, not a curated record. Gene Ontology annotation, biological process: actin filament polymerization. Gene Ontology annotation, cellular component: plasma membrane; actin filament; cytoplasm. Lineage: Eukaryota; Metazoa; Chordata; Aves; Rheiformes; Rheidae. The transcript is spliced from 15 exons.
CGGCGGCGGCAGCAGCAGCAUGAAGGAGGCGCGGUUCAGGGACCACUUCUGGAGUACGGAUUUGACGAGCACGGUUGGCUAUGACAACAUCAUACAGCAUUUGAAUGACGGCAGGAAGAACUGCAAAGAGUUUGAAGACUUUUUGAAGGAAAGGGCAAUCAUAGAAGAAAAAUAUGGCAAAGAGCUCAUUAACUUGUCAAAGAAGAAGCCCUGUGGACAGACAGAGCUGAACACCCUGAAGAGAUCUCUUGACGUUUUUAAGCAACAGGUAGACAAUGUGGGGCAAAGUCACAUCCAGCUGGCACAAACCCUUCGAGAGGAAGCAAAGAAAAUGGAGGACUUCAGGGAAAAGCAAAAACUGCAUCGGAAAAAGAUAGAGCUCGUAAUGGAGGCAAUUCACAAGAACAGGAAUUUGCAGUACAAGAAGACCAUGGAGGCAAAGCGACUCUACGAACAACGCUGCAGGGAUAAAGACGAAGCAGAGCAGGCUGUGCACCGCAAUGCAAAUCUAGUCACGCAGAAGCAGCAGGAGAAGCUAUUCCUGAAGUUGGCUCAGACAAAGUCAGCUCUGGAAGACUCCGACAGGAGUUAUCAGCAGAAUGUUGCUGCACUGGAGAAGAUCCGUGAAGAAUGGCACAAAGAGCACAUCAAAGCUUGCGAGUUCUUUGAGACUCAGGAGUGUGAACGGAUCAGUUACUUCCGCAGUGCCCUGUGGCUUCAUGCCAACCAGCUGUCUCAGGACUGUGUCCAGAACGACGAGAAAUAUGAGGACAUCCGCAAGAGUUUAGAAAUGUGCAGCAUUGAGAAGGAUAUUGAAUUUUUUGUAAAUUUACGCAAAACUGGAAGUUUGGCCCCAGCUCCUGUUGUUUAUGAAAACUACUAUAACGCACAGAGAAAUGCAGCACCUGUGAGAAGUCAGGCUCCUGUGCCUAUAUCAAGGAGGGGACCUUUACCCACACCGACCAGCGGGCCAGAUGAUCCUGAUUACGUUACAGUCGAUGGCUAUAGCUUGAUACAUCAUUAAUAGCCACAGUUCUCCAGACAGUGCUUCCAAGCAGAAGACAUUGCCUGACCAGCAUGGCAGAGGUGGUGUUUUCAGUUGUUCCCAGAAACACAGAACUGAAAUGCUUCUCCAUUUUACAAAAGUAAUUGAGGACUCUGAUAAUUAUUUGUACGUUCAAAAAGCGGCUACUAAAGAUCUCUUCCUUUCGUCAGCAAAUUCUGUCGACAGACAUCUUAUCUUCACACUCAGGGGAAAAAAAAAGAAUAUAAGCACUGGACCUGGAUGCAAGGGGAUCUUCUGUGUCAGCAGAAGUUUUGAUUUGAAGUUCUUUUACUGUGCACUCAUCUGGAAGAGCCUGGAGCCUUUUACUCUCUAGAUAACUGAGAAAUCACCUGUGCCAAGAGGAGCUCUGUGUGAUGCUUUGGACAUGCUGAUUUGUGUUCAGAGCAUAUUUAUCCCACUCAGACCUACGGUUAUUCAAAGCUGAGGUUUCACUUUGGCCCAUUUAUAAAGUUUGUCAUUAAUAGUGAUUAAGUUUGUAAUCUGGACUUAAUUUUAGUAAUGUCUCUCAGGGAGCUUACUUAAAGCAGCACCAAAGGUUACAGCUCUAGGCACGGGUCUGGCUUUGCUGUGCACGUACUCCAGGCUUAGGCACUGAUACUGAAAGAUGAUUUGUAUCUUGCCUGGUGUAGCAGCCCUCACCACAGCCACCUAAGGAGAGGCUGUGCUGCUACAGAGCUGUUGGGAAUUCACUCACCCUACGAAGUUGUUGAGGGUCUGAAGGAAGUCAGUCAGCUCUUCCAGCCACCCCUGGGGCUUCCAUUUUUUUGGCUCACAGGAUAGCUUGUCCCUGACAAGCCCUGCAGACCCCACUUUGGUUAACUUCUAGGAGUCCCUGUACUUUGGACAAAUAUUGGUGAUAGAUCAACAUUCACAACCCAGUAGUUGGGGAGUGAUGGCAUUAAGGAUAUUAAUAAUAGCAGAAUUUCCAUUUACAAAUGGGGACUGACUAUGCACCAUUAAAAAUAAAUUUGGCUACUAAUGUUGGCUUAGAGCCAUGGACUUUCCUAAUCAGAUCUCAGAGUUUGUGCCCCUUUUGUUACCUCGUGUCUGAUGAUUGCUUUGAUUCAGAAGCGCACAUUUUUUAGGGCUAUUAGUCUCACUGAAGUCUCUAUGUGCAGUGCAGACUUAACAGCUCCUUCAGUGCCUUACGUCAGUUAGACAUAGAGAGCAAGACAGCAUUUUAUUUGUCUAAAUCUGGUGCCAUAUUAUUCAGUUUGGAGUGGCAAAAAUGAUUCUUCAUCCAGUUGUAUGAUGUUCUUCGUGUUGAAUCUGCAUGACUUCAGCGUGUACCCAAGCCCAUAGGUCUUUGGAGCUUUGCUGUAUUUCCUUGUGUGGAAAAGAUCACAGUGAGCUUUAAAUUCUGCCUGGCUGCGAUGUAAUGACAUGUACCAAGUGCACAUGUAAAGAAAUAAUUUGUCCUAUUUUACUCUAGAAGACCAAAUCUCCUAAUAUUCUUCUGAAGGAGUCUACUGUAGU